AUGUAUGGGAAGAAAGGCAAAACCGUAGAUGGAAAGAAAACAAUGGCAUCACAAAAGAGACCUACACUGGACAGAAUGUUCGCUUCGACGUCACAAAGAAAUGAUGAUGGUUUGGGGGCAUCUUACAAUAUCUCGUUACUUAUAGCAAAAUCCGGAAAACCGCAUACUAUCGAAGAGAAGUUAAUUUUGCCAGCCGUUGAAGAGGUUUUAAAAACUGUUUUCCACAAACCUGCAUCUGAUACCAUUAAAAGAAUUCCCUUAAGCAACAAUACUGUUGAAAGACGUAUUGAUGAAAUGAGUUCUGAUAUUGAAAGCUUCUUAUGUAAUUAUUUGCAAACGACCCAUUUCUCUAUACAACUGGACGAGUCAACUUUACCUGAGAAUGCAGCAUUAUUAUUGGCGUAUGUUCGUUUUAUUAUGAAUCAAGAAAUCUACGAAGAACUGCUCUUCGCAAGAACCGACACUAAAGAAUUGCUUGGAGUAUAA
This is a messenger RNA of Acanthoscelides obtectus, 486 nucleotides long. Lineage: Eukaryota; Metazoa; Arthropoda; Insecta; Coleoptera; Chrysomelidae. The record is from the annotation of a GenBank genome assembly.